Emericellopsis atlantica is the source of this 1086-nucleotide messenger RNA. Its product is annotated as RTA1 like protein-domain-containing protein. Gene Ontology annotation, cellular component: fungal-type vacuole; plasma membrane. Lineage: Eukaryota; Fungi; Ascomycota; Sordariomycetes; Hypocreales; Bionectriaceae. The coding region runs from base 124 to 1086 and encodes 320 amino acids. The record is from RefSeq and is a predicted model, not a curated record. The transcript has 3 exons.
GUCCUGUAGAGCCUUAACUGCGGCCACCAUCCGCAUUCUUUAUAGAUUGUUGCGCUUGUAUACGAGCGGACCACAACGUUGUCAACGUCCCUCUGUACCUUCUCCUCAUCUCAUACGAUCAACAUGGCCUCUAACAACACAGACUGGCAGGGCCCUCCCCCUCCUUAUAUCAUCACGUUUGGUAGAGACUCUACCUGCACGCUGGACCUUUGUCCCCUUGAAUGGAGCGUUUACCGUUACCGCCCUAACCUAGCCGCCAACGUCAUCUUCGUGGUUGCAUUCGCCAUCAUCGGCAUUGUCCAUUGCUUCUUGGGAUUCCAUUGGAAGAGCCCGGGCUUCAUGACGGGGAUGCUGCUCGGCUGCAUCAGCUCCGUUAUUGGCUAUGUCGGGCGCAUCGUCUUGCGGACCGACCCGUUCGCCUUCGAAGUUUUCAUGAUCCAGAUCAUUUGUCUGACUAUAGCCCCCGUCUUUUUCACGGCCUCCAUCUACGUGACGCUGUCCAAGACCAUCGUCCUGCUCGCUCCGGAGCUAUCCCGCUUCAGGCCCCAGCUGCUGUACUGGAUCUUUAUACCUGCCGAUAUCAUGUGCCUCGCUCUGCAAGCUGCGGGUGGCGCCAUGUCCGUCUUGGCGGACAACAGCCAGGCCGGCGUUGACAUAUCCCUGGCUGGGCUGAUCCUUCAAGUCGUUGUCAUCAUCGCCUUUGUGGCGGCCUUCGCCGAUUACAUGCUCCGCUACUGGCGCUCCGGGAAGAUGCGCGCCUUCGGGUGGAGGCUAGGGGUAUUCUUCAUCGGACUCUCAGCUUCCAGCAUCUUCAUAUUGACUCGCUGCAUUUACCGCGUCUUUGAGCUGAAGGAUGGCUACGACGGUGAUCUCAUCACCCACGAGAUUCCCUUCAUCGUUCUGGAAGGUAUCAUCAUCGUGCUAGCCUCAAUCGCGCUUAUGUGGGGACAUCCUGAGCCUCUGCACCGUCUUGCCACUCUACCUUGGAAUACUGAUUUCCUUGUUUUCAACUCGUCGGACUGUGCGCACAAUGGCAUCCGAUCGGCUUUCGGGCAUCAGAAUGGCAGCAGGCAGGCUCCAAUGUGA